Molecule: messenger RNA, 3157 nt
Organism: Silurus meridionalis
Lineage: Eukaryota; Metazoa; Chordata; Actinopteri; Siluriformes; Siluridae
Gene: chrnb5a
Product: cholinergic receptor, nicotinic, beta 5a
Exons: 7
Coding region: 174-1598 (474 amino acids)
Biological process (GO): nervous system process; regulation of membrane potential; signal transduction
Cellular component (GO): postsynaptic membrane; synapse; neuron projection
Molecular function (GO): acetylcholine-gated monoatomic cation-selective channel activity; transmembrane signaling receptor activity
Source: RefSeq, a predicted model, not a curated record
GCGCACGCGAGCGCAGUGAGCAGCGGCGGCAAGCGCGCGCCCCUUCUUCUGCGUAACGGUCGCUUGAGUGAAGCGGCAGUGAGGCGCGUUUUCUCCCUCUGAUUUCAGGGUUUGGAGGGAAGAAGAAAAAGAGGAAGAAAAGGCAAGAAGACGAAGAGGAACUUGAUGGGAGGAUGAAGAAGAAGAUGAUGGCAGCAAACUGGCCGUUGGGAGUCUUUCUGUUUUUCCUUCAGGCUUGCAGUUCCCAAUCAGCUGAUGCUGAAGAGAAGUUGGUGGAUUUUCUCCUCGGCUCAGAUCGCUACAAUAAGCUGAUCAGACCGGCGAUCAAUAAAAGUCAGCAGGUCACCAUCGGCAUCAAAGUGUCCCUGGCUCAGCUGAUCAGUGUGAACGAGAGGGAACAGUUCAUGACGACUAACGUGUGGCUCACACAGGAGUGGAACGAUUACAGACUCGUCUGGGACCCAGACAACUACGACGGCAUCCAGAAACUACGAAUUCCCUCCCCCCACAUCUGGCUUCCUGAUAUCGUCCUCUACAACAAUGCAGAUGGUGUGUAUGAAGUGUCAUUCUACUGCAACGCGAUCGUCUCCAACACGGGCGAUGUGUUCUGGCUUCCUCCGGCCAUCUACAGGAGUGCCUGUGCCAUCGAGGUCCGCAACUUCCCCUUUGACCAGCAGAACUGCACGAUGAAGUUCCGCUCGUGGACGUACGACCGCACCGAGCUCGACCUGGUGCUGAUCUCUGACUUCGCCAGUCGGGAUGACUUCACACCUAGCGGCGAGUGGGACAUCGUGUCUCUGCCAGGACGCAAGAACGAAGACCCAGACGAUGCCACCUACAUUGACAUCACGUACGACUUUGUGAUCCGCCGCAAACCACUGUUCUACACCAUAAACCUCAUCAUCCCGUGCGUGCUCAUCACGUCCCUGGCCGUUCUCGUCUUCUACUUGCCGUCAGACUGCGGUGAGAAGAUAACGCUGUGCAUCUCGGUGCUUCUGGCCCUCACCGUUUUCCUCUUACUCAUCUCCAAGAUCGUUCCGCCUACUUCUCUGGCUGUUCCGCUAAUCGGAAAGUAUCUGAUGUUUACCAUGGUGUUGGUGACCUUCUCCAUCGUGACCAGUGUGUGCGUGCUUAACGUGCACCACCGCUCGCCGUCCACACACCACAUGCCUGUCUGGGUGCAGCGCAUCUUUCUGCACCAACUGCCUGUCUUCCUGCUCAUGCGGCGACCGGGUCGCUCUAACGUGCGUGAAAGAUUCCGGAGGAAACAUCGCAGCAAGUCGUUCUCUGGCGACCAGUUCGCUCUGGGGGCCUGGAGGACGGCCGAGCUGCCUGAGGGCUCAGAGUUUGGGCAGAGGGUCAGAGUCAGGCAGGACACAGAGGUGGAUGUGGCCAUAGAGGGCGUUUGCUUCAUUGCUGAACACAUGAAGAACGAGGAUGAUGAUGAAGGGGUAAUUGAAGACUGGAAGUAUGUCGCCAUGGUGAUCGACCGUUUGUUUCUCUGGGUUUUUAUCCUCGUGUGUCUGAUAGGAACACUCAGCCUCUUCGUCCAGCCCCUGUUCCAGAGCUACAACACACCUGUAGCGAGUGAUGAGUGAGUGAGUGAUGAGAGACUUCAGCGUUUAAUCAGCACGUGCUGCUCUAAACCCAACAGUACAUCAGAACACGCAUCAGUCUCAGGAUCCGAAUAAAAGACGGAGCUCCACCACACGUACUCACCCUGAUGGGGUGAGGAAACACGCAGUGCCUGCCAGGAUCUGCAGCUGUGUGGUGAUGAAGACUGAUUUCGCCUAAUCAGGGUAUUCAGAACUGUACUUAUGCACUGUGAAGUCUAACAGAGACACGUUAACACACUACAUUCUUACCAUUUACACACCCAAAUGUUUGCUCCAAUACUUAUUUUGCAUAAUGUUGUUUUUUACUACUAGGUUUAUAAUCCUAAUAUCCAGUAUGGGAAUUUCAGGAUUUUUUCUAGGGUCUGGUUAACACUUACAAACGGCUGCAAUAAAACAACUAGAAAUGAGGCUGUCUAAUCUAAUCACAUGACCAUAUAGGGUUUGGUAAGUGUCUUUUAUAUCAACAAAAAGUAAAGUGUGCAUUACCUGCAUAAGACUACUAGCACUUAGUAUAAAGGCAAUAUGUAUAGUAUAAUGGCUCAUAAAUAUAUUAUAAUGCAUUAUAAUAAUUUAUUAAAAUGUAGCAUUCAUUUGAGUACUGUUUAUAAAGAAAAUCAAGGUUGAUUUAAUCUUAAUUUAGAGCACUACAUUUACAAGGUUUUGUAGUAUGAUUUGUUUUUGGUAAAACUAAUUUUAUGUCGAGGUAAAAAAAAAAAAAGGUUGGUUUAUUUGGUGAUAAAUAAGUGCUAUAAUGUGUUAUAAAUGCUACUUAUUACAAUGCAUUAGGUUGACUCUUUAUAAUACACGAUAAAGAUGAAAGUAGUGGUUUUUUUUCAACAUAAAAUGUAUUUGUCAAAUGUAUUUAUGACCUUCAUAGGAACUUUCCCAUGUGUGUAAACGGACUGAAGUGCUAUGCAUGCAGAGAGUUACGGUUUAGUUUUUAUCAUCAGAAUCAGAAACACAAUACUUUAUUAAUCCCAUAGGGAAACGGUUUGGAUGCAGUUGCUCACAGUGAAAGUUUAAAGUCAAGAUUAAAGUAAAAAUAAAAAUAAGACAACAUGAAUAAAUAAAGAUAUUAAGGUAUAUUUUGUGUAAAUUUGUCACUGCACUCCCAGAAUUACAGCUGCACUAAGCACAUUUUUCCGUUCUUAUAGCCAGCCUCACAGUUCCAGGGUCACCAAAUUCGAUCCUGAGUUCACGUUACUGUCUGUGCCACAGCUCACAUGUUCUCACCGUAUCCGUCUGGUUUCUUCCCAACAUCCCCCAAAAGGUUGUCACCGUGCUACACACUGCAGCUUUGAAUUAUUUCACAACAUAAUCUGUCUUUCCACCUGUCUUUUUUCUCUCUUUGUAGAAGCAGUGUUUCCAAAGAUUAGUUUAGCCUCACACACAUGCAAAACAUUUUUUUGUUGAUCUGGUGUAUAAAUAACUACAUAUAUGUUUUGACGUGUCCCUUUUAAUUAAUUGCCUUAAUGGAGAUAAAGUGAAAGAUGCUGUGAAUUUAUUUUUAUUUUUUUUGUGAAAUCAUUUUGUCAUUAUUG